This is a messenger RNA of Mollisia scopiformis, 3093 nucleotides long. RefSeq lists its product as uncharacterized. The coding region runs from base 1 to 3093 and encodes 1030 amino acids. The record is from RefSeq and is a predicted model, not a curated record. Gene Ontology annotation, cellular component: cytoplasm. Gene Ontology annotation, biological process: chromatin remodeling. The transcript has 2 exons. NCBI's taxonomy places the organism in Eukaryota, Fungi, Ascomycota, Leotiomycetes, Helotiales, Mollisiaceae.
AUGGAAAGCGUGGCACGCUCUACGAGGAAUGAUCUCUUUCAGGAGCUCAAGCCCAGAUGCGUGGAGCUCUCCCAGCUAGCACUCAGAGACGAUGGCAGUACUUCCAAUCAGAAAGCCCUGAUAAAGUCAGUGACCGAACUUCUGCUCGUCCUCGAAGCAAAGUGCCAACGAAACGAUGGCACAUUUGACGAGAAAUUGGCCGAUUAUGUCUUCUUCCCGCUCUCCCAGAUCCUCCGAAGGAAGCAGAAAUAUACAGACAGGCUGUCGGAGUUGACCAUAAGAUGUGUGAGAAUACUGUUAGAGUACGGUUGGAUGCGUGCCAUCUCCUUGGACCUUGCCAAACAACUUCUGAUACUCCUCACAUUCGUUGCUGGUGGAGUUCCCGGGAAGGAGACCGUAGCCGCGCCUGAAGAGUUGAUGCUCGAGGCAUAUAGAUCACUGGCGGCUUUGUUUCGCGACUUAUCGGUGACAUCUGGAGGCCCGUCCGCACUCAUCGAAUCUGGAACGAUACCAGCAUUGGGACAUUGCAUUACAGUGAUUCUCGAUGGAGUGGUGGACGGCCCAACUAUGGAUGUACACUUCCAAGCCUUGCAUGCGUUGCAUGCAGCUUGGUCCUGUAUCAAAGACUCUCAGGUUCUGUCUAACUUCCUGCCCGCUACCAUAUCUGCGCUCACGAAGUGUCUCGUGCCUGGAACCAUCACGAGAAGGUCCCGGAAAACCCUGGUCAAGGCAUUGGAAGUACUCUGCCAUGUUCUUCUUUCUCUUCUGAGUGAUAUUCGGACGCGAAGUAUCAGAAAAGAUGCCGAGGCACCAUCAGAGAAGACAGUCGAAGAUGCCGAACCAAAGAAUCUAACCAGUUCAUGGUUGAAUGCGACCGUUGCUCAGAUCAAAUUAGCUCUCUCGAGCAUCAUCAGACUUCGAAGCCACGAGUCUGCGGAAGUACGCAAAGCUCUUAACAAAUUUUGCAUCACCAUUCUGGACGAGUGUCAUGACACACUAGCCGAUUCUGCCGGCAUGCUCGUUGAGACUUGCAUGAUUCUGAUGGGAGUUGAUGCUGAUGACGAUUUGAGUACGAAGGCGACGUCUAUUGUUGAUCUUGCAUCUAUACAUCCCGAUCUAAGUGAUCUCAUCAAGAACACCAUCUAUAAUUGGGUGACUAGCCUUCCAAGAGUGAUGCAGUCAAACGAUGAAGCUGCAAAGCUUGCUGCUCUUGGCCAGCUUUCUAAAGCUCAUGAAAUUCUUCGAGGACUUAAUCUAGAGUCUUCAAUCUUGGAAGAUGCUCUUGGCAACUCUCUUCGAGACAGCAUCACUGCUACACUAGAAACUGCACCUGUAAAGCAUUUACAGGAAGAAGACUUUGACCUGAAUAGCCAAUCUGCUUUGACUUUGGCAACGGAGGGAGCUUCUUCUUUGACAUUCAAACCUGUCGUCAUGGCUGAAGAGAGUCAGCGGAAGACUCGAGAUCAGCUUACAGCAUUACUUGGCAAUCUGGGUUCAAGAGAGUCACAGAUUAAUAUGGCGAGUGAGAUGCUCGAGUACGCUCGUGGGGCCGCUGGACCCAGUCUGCUCUCAGCCUAUUGGCUGUCGUCUCAAAUUUUAAUGUCUGCAGCAUCUCAAAAUAAGGACUUCGACGAGUUCUUCGAAUCCUCUCUGACUCUGUCUGAUGAGCAAGAGGCAGCAAACCAGGAAUUAUACCAGUUUUCGAUAUCUCUCCUCGCAAAUAGUGAUGAGAGGACAUCCGACUGGCGAAUGCAAGCCAUCGCCCUGGAAGUUCUUGCAGGCACUGCUCAAUGGAUGAAGGAAGAAUUCAAGACAGAGUUGUUAGACACAUUAUAUCCAGUUGCACAGCUUUUAGGCUCAUCAAGUUCACAAUUACGAGAACACGCAAUCAUUUGUCUCAACAUAAUCUCGAACUCUUGUGGCUAUAAGAAUGCAAGCGAUCUCAUAGUAGAUAACGUGGACUACAUGGUCAAUGCCAUCUCGUUGAGGCUCAACACAUUCGAUAUAUCACCCCAGGCCCCUCAGGUAUUGGUUAUGAUGAUUCGACUGACGGGUCCAUCACUACUCUUGUACCUCGACGAUGUGGUAGAGUCUAUCUUCGCCGCAUUAGACAAUUUCCAUGGUUACCAUCGCCUAGUUGAUGUUUUGUUCUCUGUACUAGGAGAAAUCGUCUCUGUUGGCUCAAACUCAGAUCUACUACAAAUCACAGACACUCCAACCAUCGACCAUCAAAAGAAAAGUCCUCCGCCCAUUACAAUGGACGACAUCGUCAAGCUUCUCAAACCAAAACAGAUAGCCUCCGACACCAUACCCCAUGAAGACUUCCCCAGCACCCCCUGGAAAUCAGCCAAAACUCUCCUCGACGAAGCAGACGCCUUCGCCAACCCCACCGACGAAGAAGACCCCGCCGCAGAAUCAGAACAACCACAAGAACUCACGCCCCCACAGCCAACGCAAACCUACACCAUGCUCCGCUCCAUCGCCCUUCUCUCCCAACACUACCUAACCUCCGCCUCUCCCCUCCUCCGCUCCAAACUCCUCCACCUAAUCAGCACCUCCUCUUCCGCCUUAUACCUCGAUGAGAACUCCUUCCUCCCACUCGUAAACGACAUCUGGCCCGUCCUCAUCGCGCGGAUAUAUGACACGGAGCCAUUCGUCAAGAUAGCAGCCUGCGACGCCGUCGUCACGAUGUGUCAUUCAGCUGGAGAUUUCCUGGCGACGCGGAUUAGCAAUGAGUGGAGCAAUAUAAUGGUUCUUGCGCGGAACGCGAAGCGGGAAGUGGAGAGAGAAAAGGGGAAGGGUAGAGGCGGGAGGGGGAUUUAUAGCCAGAAUAGUCAGGUUUGGGAGGCUGUUGUUAGGUUGUUGGUUGCGGUUGUGGGGUACGUGAGGAUUGAGGACGAGGGGUUUGAUGAGGUGUUGGGGAUAUUGGGGGAUUUGGUGUGGGAGAGGGAGAGUGUGAGGAGUGCGUUGGAGAGGGUUAAUGCUGAUGCGGUGUGGUUGUGUAUGCAGGAUGCUGGGAAGAAUAGGAGGUUGGAAGUACCAAGUAUAGAGGGGUUCAAGUUCGCGGCUUUAGAUGCCGGUGUUGUAGCCUAG